Paecilomyces variotii is the source of this 348-nucleotide messenger RNA. RefSeq lists its product as hypothetical. Gene Ontology annotation, molecular function: ATP binding; ATP-dependent chromatin remodeler activity. The coding region runs from base 1 to 348 and encodes 115 amino acids. The record is from RefSeq and is a predicted model, not a curated record. The transcript has a single exon. NCBI's taxonomy places the organism in Eukaryota, Fungi, Ascomycota, Eurotiomycetes, Eurotiales, Thermoascaceae.
AUGGAUCAAGUCUCGCAAGACGCAGCUGGAAUGCUGUCUUGUCCGGACCCGAAAUGGCCGGCAAACCCUGCCGGACUCUUCGAUACUUUUGUCGUUGACGAAGCCCAUAUCAUACGCAAUGUGAGCUCAAGCACUAGCCAAACCGUCAUGUGGCUCAUGCCAAAGUUUUAUCUCCUUCCAACCGCCACCCCUUUUUACAACUCUGUGAACGAUUUCUUUACGCUGGUUCGCUUCAUUAGUCCUGUUAAGGACUAUUACAACAAGACACACCUGAGUGGGGAGACACUGCUGAGAGCGUUUGAUGAGGAACGAGACAAUGAUCUACUUGCCGAAUGGGAUUCCUUUUAG